This is a messenger RNA of Echinococcus granulosus, 1335 nucleotides long. RefSeq names its product Tubulin beta chain. Gene Ontology annotation, biological process: mitotic cell cycle; microtubule cytoskeleton organization. NCBI's taxonomy places the organism in Eukaryota, Metazoa, Platyhelminthes, Cestoda, Cyclophyllidea, Taeniidae. The record is from RefSeq and is a predicted model, not a curated record. Gene Ontology annotation, cellular component: microtubule; cytoplasm. Bases 1 to 1335 code for a protein of 444 amino acids. The transcript is spliced from 3 exons. Gene Ontology annotation, molecular function: GTP binding; GTPase activity; structural constituent of cytoskeleton.
AUGCGCGAAAUCGUUCAUAUACAGGCUGGUCAAUGCGGCAAUCAAAUAGGCGCUAAGUUUUGGGAGGUUAUUUCUGACGAGCAUGGGAUUGAUCCUACUGGGACAUACCACGGGGAUUCUGACCUUCAGUUGGAACGCAUUAACGUAUACUAUAACGAAGCCACCGGAGGGAAAUAUGUGCCUAGAGCAGUACUAGUAGAUUUGGAACCAGGAACAAUGGAUAGUGUCAGAGCAGGUCCCUUUGGACAACUUUUCCGACCUGAUAACUUCGUUUUUGGACAGAGUGGGGCCGGAAAUAAUUGGGCCAAGGGCCAUUACACAGAAGGUGCUGAGUUAGUUGACGCAGUUCUUGAUGUUGUUCGAAAGGAAGCAGAGUCGUGCGACUGUCUACAGGGAUUCCAGCUGACUCACUCCCUAGGUGGCGGUACAGGAUCAGGCAUGGGCACACUCCUAAUAUCUAAGGUUCGAGAAGAAUACCCGGACAGAAUAAUGAACACUUUUUCAGUAGUACCCUCCCCAAAGGUUUCGGACACAGUUGUUGAGCCUUAUAAUGCUACACUUUCUGUGCAUCAGCUGGUCGAAAACACAGAUGAAACUUAUUGCAUUGACAAUGAAGCAUUGUAUGAUAUUUGCUUCCGAACUUUAAGACUAGGGACGCCUACCUACGGAGACCUUAACCAUUUAGUCAGUGCAACGAUGUCGGGUGUCACCACAUGUCUUCGCUUCCCAGGUCAACUGAACGCCGAUCUCCGAAAACUUGCUGUUAAUAUGGUACCUUUUCCACGACUUCACUUCUUCAUGCCUGGUUUUGCUCCGCUAACUAGUCGAGGGUGUCAACAAUACCGCGCCCUAACCGUACCUGAGCUGACACAACAAAUGUUUGACGCAAAAAAUAUGAUGGCAGCAUGUGAUCCUAGACAUGGACGUUACUUGACGGUCGCAGCUAUCUUCCGUGGUCGAAUGUCGAUGAAGGAAGUCGACGAACAGAUGCUUAAUGUUCAGAACAAAAAUUCAAGCUACUUUGUGGAAUGGAUUCCGAACAAUGUUAAGACCGCGGUCUGUGACAUUCCACCUAGAGGAUUAAAAAUGGCGGCAACGUUUGUCGGUAACAGCACGGCGAUUCAAGAGCUAUUUAAGCGUGUUAGUGAACAAUUCACUGCCAUGUUUAGGCGAAAGGCGUUUCUUCACUGGUAUACUGGUGAGGGCAUGGACGAAAUGGAAUUCACUGAAGCUGAAUCAAAUAUGAAUGAUUUGGUCAGCGAAUACCAGCAAUAUCAAGACGCUUGUGCUGAAGACGAGGGUGAAUUCGAGGAGGAGGAAGGCGAAGAGGGCUGA